Molecule: messenger RNA, 1660 nt
Organism: Photinus pyralis (common eastern firefly)
Lineage: Eukaryota; Metazoa; Arthropoda; Insecta; Coleoptera; Lampyridae
Product: SCY1-like protein 2
Exons: 3
Coding region: 1-1449 (482 amino acids)
Source: RefSeq, a predicted model, not a curated record
AUGAACGUACCGGAACUUCCAACAUGGCAAGACUGUCACGAGCUGUGGAGCAAAAAACGAAAACGCCAACUGCGCGAGCAACAAGAAGCCGUUCAGAACCUUCCAACUAGUAAACCCCCAGUGGACAUUGGCGGAUAUGGAGACUUGCUGUUUUCGCGACCCUGUGCCAUUUUUUUAAGAAACUUGAUACGUAAACAGAAUCUAGCUAGCUACAGUACAGCCGUUAUGAGUUCGCGAGCGAUAUUACUGAUCUUUCUGCAACGUAUGGAACUCCUCUUAAAAUUGACACCAGCAACUGACAUUCAGCAACACGUGUUGCCAAUGCUAUACAGAGGAUUAGACUCAGAUACACCGCAGAUACACGAGCUGUGUUUAUCGGUGUUGCCGACAUUUGCUGGACUAUUAGACCACGGCAAUGUGAAAAACAGUGUAUUACCUCGUAUAAAGAAAUUGUGCCUAUCCACGUCGACAUUAUCUGUUCGUGUAAAUUGUUUAUUGUGUAUUGGGCGACUGCUUGAGCAUCUGGACAAGUGGCUUGUCUUAGAUGAAGUUUUACCAUUCCUACCACAAAUUCCCUCCCGUGAACCGGCAGUUAUUAUGGGAAUAUUGGGAAUAUACAAAUUAGCGAUGACUCACAAAAAAUUAGGUAUAACAAAAGAGAUCAUGGCUACCCGUGUUCUUCCUUUUCUUAUUCCAUUAUGCAUCGAAAAUGGGUUGACACUACAACAAUUUAAUGCUUUGGUCGCUUUAGUCACACAGAUGUUUCAACUCGUUGAAUCUGAGCAUCGCACCAAAUUGGAGCAACUCAACACUGUACAAGAACAUCAAAAAAUACUUGAAAAUAGCAUGCCAACGAUUGUUCCUAAAUCUACAGCUUUGGAAACAAUCUUUACUGAUUUUGGCCUUGAUAACAUUCCACCACCGGCACCUAAUAAUCAAAGCAAGUCUGCAUCUGCUCUUACCUUACAAGAAAAGCAGAGAAUUCUGAAUCAACAAGACACCGUUAAAAUUUUACAGAAUCAAACGAAGCUCGAUCCCAUACCAAUUACUACAAAUACAUCCCAAGUGCAACCUGUAAAUUUAACCAACACAUUAUCACCAAUAGCCCCACCGCCAUGGUAUAAUCCUAGCGCAUCAUCACGUACAUCCAACACCUUCACAAGUUCAUCAAAUCAUACUUCCCAAGCUAGUUCAAAUUUUCAAGCAUUUCAAUUAAGUCAUUCAGCAUCCGCAAAUUCUAGCAAUUCACAUAAUGAUCAAUUUGGAUUGUCCAAAAUGAAUAAAGCGCCUACCAUGGCAAGUUUUCCAAGUCAAAAUUUUCAGCCUUCAUUUCAUUCUCCAAAUUUAUACACAACACAAAAUGUUAUGAAGCCUUCAUUCACUUCAAAGAAUACACAAAGUGGUAGUAUAUCAUUAUCGAAAGAUGAAAUAAUGGAUUUUUUGAAAUAAUUUCAAACGCCUAAUGUAAAUCGAGGUAAUUCCAGCCAAUUUAAUCAAUUCCCCUUGAUAACGUUGUAUUUAUGUAAUAUGUGAUACAUUUGUAGCCAUGUGGAAAUAUAUAGGUAGGAUUUGUGCCGUGCUGUGAAAUUUACAUUUUCCAAGUACUAUUUAAGAUUGUAAUUUAUAUAUUGGACGUAAAUUAAAAAAAUAUUUAUUAAUA